AAAGAAUGAAUCAUAUGUCUAACCUAGCUUUUAGCACCGCAACUGCAGCAUCAAUUUAUCACGCCAAAUCAAUGUAUAACAAGCAACCCUACCACAUGUCUAGUCUUACUGGUGAAGAAUUAAUUGAUGGACACCCCGACCAUAUCCGUAGUGAGCUGAGGGUUAGCCUCCAAGUAUUUGAGAAGCUUGCUGAGACAUUGAGAGAUACCGGUAUCCAAGGCUCAAAAUAUAUCAGCUUAAACAAAAAGCUCGCCAUUUUCCUCUAUGCCAGUGUUACUGGCCUUUCCACUCAACAUUUGGGUGAACGGUUCCAAAGGUCAAACAAUACAAUUUCAAA
This is a messenger RNA of Serpula lacrymans var. lacrymans S7.9, 337 nucleotides long. RefSeq lists its product as uncharacterized. Lineage: Eukaryota; Fungi; Basidiomycota; Agaricomycetes; Boletales; Serpulaceae. The record is from RefSeq and is a predicted model, not a curated record. The transcript is spliced from 2 exons. The annotation marks the transcript as partial.